CCUUUUCAUCUUUCACCUGACAGUGCAGCAAUGGUUCAGUUUGUGAUUAUGCUUUUACUUCUCUGUACCGGAACUUUGCUCUCAGAGACCCUUAGUUCUUCACUGCUGGAGGCAGAAGCUGGAGAUAAAGUCACGUUUUGGUGCCACCAUGACCUGUAUCGUGCCAGUUAUAUCUUCUGGUUUAAGCACACAAGUACCUCAGUGCCACUUCUUGUUGGGUGCAAACAGUUUACUUUAUCUGGCCAAAUGCAAAAGUGCUACUUCUCCCCUGAACCUGAGCACAUGGUGAUGUCUGUACACAGAAAGAACACGUCUCUCACAAUCCCUGCAGUUAAUGUCACUGAUACAGGACUAUAUUACUGCAGCUUCACUGAGCUGGACAAAAUAAUAUUCAGUAACUCCAGCUACUUACAUGUGAAAGUAGACAACGUUUCAGAGGGAAAUAAUACAAUAACCAUAACUUCAGUUAGACCAGAAGAUCCAGUUCUCUGUUCUUUAAAAGAUUAUGUCUUCUCUGGUGUAUUCAUGAUACUGAGCAUGAUCUCUGUGGCAAUGAAUGUGAUUGUGAUUCCUCUCUGUGUCAUGAUCUUCAUUAUUCACAAACCAAGAACACACAGAGGUCCUGAAGAACAAGAUGAAGAGCAGGAGCAGCUCUCUAACAAGAAAGACAUGCAGACAAGCAGACACGAGGAAGCAGCUAUUCCACACGAUGUAUAUACUUGUGUCGUAUACCAGAACUUAGCUUAGCAUGAGCUUUAAUAAGCUGUUAAACAAUGCGGGAUGAGUGUUUUCUUUUAUCUUUUCAUUACAUUAUGUAAUAUAUAGAAUGGGUUGUGGAAUAUGUGUAUUCAGUAUUAGAUCAGGGAAAAUGUCUUUAAUUUCUUUUAAUUAAUACAAUUUGUAAUUUUCCUAUGACCCUCUGUCAUAAUGUCUCAAUUACUUAUGCAGUAUAAUAAAACAUUCACAAGUUUAGAGUUUGAUGAGUACUACAUUUGUGCUAUUUAUACCAAUUGGUAAUGAUAUUGUAUAAAAAAAAUAAAUAAAAAAGAAGU
Molecule: messenger RNA, 1052 nt
Organism: Tachysurus vachellii
Lineage: Eukaryota; Metazoa; Chordata; Actinopteri; Siluriformes; Bagridae
Exons: 5
Coding region: 31-747 (238 amino acids)
Biological process (GO): response to bacterium
Source: RefSeq, a predicted model, not a curated record